This is a messenger RNA of Nyctereutes procyonoides (raccoon dog), 2325 nucleotides long. It is a transcript of the gene DHRS7B, whose product is annotated as dehydrogenase/reductase 7B. Gene Ontology annotation, molecular function: oxidoreductase activity. Gene Ontology annotation, cellular component: membrane. The transcript has 7 exons. The coding region runs from base 324 to 1256 and encodes 310 amino acids. Lineage: Eukaryota; Metazoa; Chordata; Mammalia; Carnivora; Canidae. The record is from RefSeq and is a predicted model, not a curated record.
UUGCUCUUCCCUGGAGUGGGCCCUCAGGAGCUCCAUCUGAAACAGUUUCAGGACUGCUUUUGGGUUUUAGCUUUCCUAAUGCCAGCCUGCACUCCUUUCAACUGGGGGCCCUAAGGCAGGCAUCCUGAAAUACACCCUCGAAGCCACUUGUCGGUGGCUUGUUCCAGCAGUCCAGGGAGGGCUUGCUGACCUGCAGGUGUCCUCUGGCCUCUAGUUGUAGUCACACUGCCCCGGGUCAAGAGCCCAGAGAAGACGCUGGCACCAGGACCCACCACUGGCAAAGUAUCUGUCAUCUGAGGAAGAGUCUGCUGAAGGUGAGGAUCAUGGACUUUAUUACCUCUACGGCCAUCCUGCCCCUGCUGUUUGGCUGUGUGGGAAUCUUUAGCCUCUUCAAGCUGCUGCAACGGAUCCGCAUGAGGGCCUACCUCCGGAACGCUGUGGUGGUCAUUACGGGUGCUACCUCAGGCCUGGGGCGAGAAUGUGCCAGAGUCUUCUAUACUGCGGGUGCUAAGCUGGUGCUUUGUGGCCGAAACCGGAAGGCCCUAGAAGAGCUCACCAAAGAACUUACAGCUUCUCCAGCCACCAGGGUGCAGACACACAAGCCUUACAUGGUGGCCUUUGACCUCGCAGACCCUGGGGCCAUCAUAGCAGCAACAGCUGAGAUCCUGCAGUGCUUUGGCUAUGUGGAUGUGCUCAUCAACAAUGCCGGCAUCAGCUACCGAGGCGCCAUUGUGGACACCACCACGGAUGUGGAUAAGAAAGUCAUGGAGACAAACUACUUUGGCCCAGUUGCUCUAACGAAAGCACUCCUACCCUCCAUGAUCAAAAGGCGACAAGGCCACAUUGUUGUGAUCAGCAGCAUCCAGGGCAAGAUCAGCAUUCCUUUUCGAUCUGCAUAUGCAGCCUCCAAACAUGCAACCCAGGCAUUCUUUGACUGUCUUCGUGCCGAAAUGGAGCAGUAUGAGAUUGAGGUGACUGUCAUCAGCCCUGGCUACAUCCAUACCAACCUCUCUCUAAAUGCCGUCACUGCGGACGGGUCCACAUAUGGAGUUAUGGACAAGACCACGGCUCAGGGCCGAAGCCCUGUGGAGGUGGCCCGAGAUGUUCUGGCUGCUGUGGGGAAGAAAAAGAAAGAUGUGAUCCUGGCUGACCUGUUGCCUUCUUUGGCCAUUUAUCUGCGAACUCUGGCUCCUGGGCUCUUCUUCAGCCUCAUGGCCUCCAGGGCCAGAAAGGAGCGGAAAUCCAAGAACUGCUAGUAGUGCAUCUGAGCUGGGAUUGGGGGGCAGCACUUGCCUGAAUGCAGCUGCUUGACAGGGGACAGCUGCAUUUGUUGAGAUACAGGUGGGAAAGAUGGAACACACGCUUCUAAAGAUCCCUGCUGAUAGAAUGAGAACCAGAAAAGGUAAUAGCCUUCUCAGGGGUGAGGGGUAAACCAUAAGGAACAAGUGUGGAGCUAGGUUUAAACCAAGAAUCUGAAAUGAAUGAAUGGUAAGAAUUGUAGUCCUUAAGGGCUGAAAGCACCAUGCCUUUGAAUUCCAGCCUUAGCCAGCUCCUAGAAAGUGUUUCAGUCUUGAAGACAGAAGACUUCCUAAUGUCACCUGACCUGGUUCUCAUAUUUGACUUAUCUGGACCACACACCUAAUGGUUCUGGCAGAGUCACCUGCAGUACUCAAGGGAAAAGGCUGUCAUCAUAAGAAGCUUUCACUCAUAUCCAUUUUCAGGAUCCUACAGUCCAUCAUCCAGCACAACAAAUGGGCUCCUGUGUGUUCUAUCUUUCCAUGUAACCCAAGUGAUGCUUCAGUAACUAAAAGGAAUUCCCUGGUUUCCCUGUGAACUCUCAGCUGGAGUCCCAUAGACCAGACCCCACUCCAAGCAGAAGAUGAAUUUACAGAGGACACAGCAGCCAAAAGGGAGAAGAAAACCCCACAUGGUCCCAAUAUCCUCUAGGAAAUCAGACCCAGAAGCCCAGUCAGGUGGAGAGGGAUUCUAGAGCAGCAGCAGACCCCCAGUGAGAGCAGUCAUUUGUUAGCCAUGCCCAUUGGAACAUAGCCAAAAAGGACUCCUGCUUCCACCUUUGAUUUAUUAAAAAUACAUGGUUGAGGUUCAGUGAGUAAGUCAACUUCAUAUCUGAAGUUUAGGAUGAAACUUUUCCUAUUAUUUAGGCUGAAAGUGGAAAUUGUGGGUAUAUUACAUGGCUUCCCAGACUUGGAAUAAAAAUGUCCUGGCACAUCCUACUGGCAUCUUGUACUAUAUCCUAACCCUGGCCCUACGGAGCUUGUAUUUUAAACAGCAAUCCCUGAAAUAAAAAUGACCAAAGCCAACCUA